This is a messenger RNA of Fulvia fulva, 414 nucleotides long. RefSeq lists its product as uncharacterized. The transcript has a single exon. The record is from RefSeq and is a predicted model, not a curated record. The coding region runs from base 1 to 414 and encodes 137 amino acids. Lineage: Eukaryota; Fungi; Ascomycota; Dothideomycetes; Mycosphaerellales; Mycosphaerellaceae.
AUGCAGCAGCACAAUCUCUUCCCGUCUGACCAGCGGGAGCAAAGCGGUGAGAUGCUUUGCUACUAUCUGAAGUCUGCAUUCGGGCCAGAAUACAAGAACAUGCCUGGAGAUGUCCGAAGACUGGCGGACAAGAUCUGCUCCGAGCAAUGGAGUACCUACCUAAACUUCAUGGCUUGCCCAAGACGGAUUUCCUUCACAGACUUCCACGGCAUGAUCACUGCACCUGAGUAUGUACAAGAGGGGGACGUGGUAGUGGUGCCGCUAGGAAAGGCCAUUCCUAUGAUUUUGCGCAAGACUGCUGACCAUACUUGGACAUUUCAAUGUUAUGCUGCGGCGCAUUGGGACAUUGUGAAGCGCGUGCAGCAUAUCAAGGAUACCAAUCCUUUAGCAGAAGAGAUUUUCAUACUGGCUUGA